AUGUCUGCUCCAUUCAGUGCCGAAACUGCCGACAACUUAGAAGACAUCGAGAAGCAAUUUGCCGUCAAGGCUGUGAUGCAAGCCGAGACCUACUGGGGCUUGUUAGAAAAGAUUCCUGGCUCCAAGUUAAAAUUGACCCAGCACGACGAUGAAAUCUUCGAAACCUUGUUAACCGACUUCCCAGAGUUCAAGGACCCAGCUGUCGCUGCACGCGUUGAUGAGAGCCAAAUGAAGAGUGUUGCUGGUAAGGCCAAGUGGAGAACAUUCUGUGAAAAGUUCGACGAAAUCGAAGACUACAACUUCGGUACCUUGUUGAGAGUCAAUGCCAACGACGAAUACUCUCAAGACGGAACUAUCUUCGUGGUCAGAAUCCAAUUUUACGCCAUUGAAAUCGCCAGAAACAGAUACGGUUUGAACGACUGGGCCGCCAAGAAGUAA
Messenger RNA from Suhomyces tanzawaensis NRRL Y-17324, 438 nucleotides. RefSeq lists its product as uncharacterized. Bases 1 to 438 code for a protein of 145 amino acids. The transcript has a single exon. NCBI's taxonomy places the organism in Eukaryota, Fungi, Ascomycota, Pichiomycetes, Serinales, Debaryomycetaceae. Gene Ontology annotation, cellular component: cytoplasm. The record is from RefSeq and is a predicted model, not a curated record.